AUGGCAAAGUGUAGAACAAAUGGCAAGAGAAAGAAUGGCAUUGUAAUGCUUAAAAUAGUGGUGGAAAAGCUACAGAAAAGUUUACUCUCAGGAAGGAAAAAUACGUCGGACUUGGAUGAAUUCGAAGAAGAAAUGAGGGAGUCGACGAACUUGCCAAAUGAUGUGAAGGAGGGACAUUUUGCAGUAAUUGCAGUAGAUGAUGGUGAAUUGAAAAGAUUCAUUGUGCCGUUGAGUUAUUUGACUCAUCCAUCAUUCUUGAGAUUAUUGGAGCAAGCUGCAGAAGAAUAUGGAUUUCAUCACGAGGGUGCACUGACCAUUCCUUGCCGGCCAUGCGAGCUUGAACGCAUACUGGCGUAG
Messenger RNA from Fraxinus pennsylvanica, 357 nucleotides. The record is from the annotation of a GenBank genome assembly. Lineage: Eukaryota; Viridiplantae; Streptophyta; Magnoliopsida; Lamiales; Oleaceae.